This is a messenger RNA of Prinia subflava (tawny-flanked prinia), 4329 nucleotides long. It is a transcript of the gene FSBP, whose product is annotated as fibrinogen silencer binding protein. Gene Ontology annotation, cellular component: nucleus. Lineage: Eukaryota; Metazoa; Chordata; Aves; Passeriformes; Cisticolidae. The transcript has 2 exons. The coding region runs from base 75 to 971 and encodes 298 amino acids. The record is from RefSeq and is a predicted model, not a curated record.
UGUGAAAAAGAGCUGAGCAGAGCUAGGGACUGCAUGGUGGCUCCAGGAACGGCUUCCUUAAUUCAAAGAUAACAAUGGUUGGGAAGGCCAGAUCUUCUAAUUUUACCUUAUCUGAAAAGCUCGAUUUGCUAAAACUCGUGAAGCCAUAUGUUAAAAUUCUCGAGGAACAUACCAAUAAGCAUUCUGUAAUAGUGGAAAAAAACAAAUGCUGGGAUAUUAUAGCUGAUAACUACAAUGCCAUCGGAGUAGAUCGCCCUCCUCGUACUGCACAGGGCCUGCGCACGCUGUACAAGAGGCUCAAAGAAUAUGCCAAACAGGAGCUAUUGCAGCAAAAGGAGACUCACUCAGAUUGUAAAAGCAGCAUUUCCGAGCCAACCAAGAAAGUUGUGGAGAUGAUUCCACAGAUUUCCAAUGUGUGUUUAAGAGACAGGAGCGGUGUUCAAAGUGCUAGUAUCGAUAAAGAAACAAUUCCUGGUACCAGUUCACCACAGGCAAUGUUGGAUCACCAUCCUGCAACAGUCAUGAUGGACUUGCAGUCGGAAGAGGAUGUCAAACCUCCUCCUUCUCUGAUUAUAGACUCACAGCAAAAUGAGAAAUUAGAUCAAGAGGAAGACCACCAGCUGGUGCAUAUUAUGGAAAGGUCUCCUUCAACAUCAGUGUCUUCAGUUGACAUGAGAGUGAUGAUGUCUCCUUCCCCUGUACCAAGAAGAGAUGAGUUUUUUAGGCUUGAGGUUGGAGAACGCUUUAGACCAAUGUGUGGUUAUGACCCACAGAUGUUACAAAUGCUGAAAGAGGAGCAUCAAAUAAUAUUAGAAAACCAAAGAAAAAUUGGUCUUUAUGUCCAAGAAAAAAGGGAUGGUUUGAAAAGAAAGCAGCAACUGGAAGAAGAACUGUUGCGAACAAAAAUCAAAGUAGAGAAACUGAAGGCAAUACGACUACGCCGUGAUCUGCCAGAAUACAGCAGUAUCUAAAUAUUUUAUUACUUCUGUCAUAUUCUUUGAAAUACUUAAUAAUAAAUGAAAAAUUGCUUCUUAUGUUAAUAUGGAUGAUCAAAAUCGUGUCUUGAGACAUGAAAGCAUAUGUUAAGUACCUUAGAAAAAUACCUCAUGUGGGUUUGAAUGCACCAACUCUUCUGGCCUAAAGUAUAAUCAAAUCCACAUGUAAGUGUUUAGAUUGAUAAAAAUCCAAACUUUAAAAAUAUUUCCACUUAUCUCUAGAGUUGUGAUGAGCUAAUGGAAAUUUAAGUCAGCUCUUGUUAAAAAUUCUGGUCAUAUGCAUUAUUUUUUCAAAUAAUCACCUUUAGUAUCUUAAUAAAGUUGCAGGUAAAUAAAUGCAUAUAAGAAGGAGAAACAAGAGUCUGUGUUUAAAUGUUUUAUUCUUUUCAAGUUGGUAAAUCUUAUUACAGUAGUGACAUUUUGCUGAUAUAUCAGCUUGGAAAACAAAAUUACUGGAUUGUUAUAUUUUUUUAAUGUUCAGUAGACAGUUGAAUAAAUGUACAUCUUUUUGUUAACACUUUUUAAUUGUUUCCAGUGGAGAAAUGUUUCCAUAGGAUGUUAUCAAAAUAGAGACAAUGAAUGCAACACUUGGUUUUAAAAACUGCAUGCAUAUGUAAUUUGUGUGUAUAGUUACCAUGAUUGUGUAUUCAGUUAUAGUGAUUAUACUGGUGAUCAACCACAUAAAUAUCUACUUUGCUCAUUUGCAUGCAUAAUUACUGCAGUGCAUGUACAACCAAGACAGUUGCAGGUGCCUUUGAUCAAUAUCACUAUGACUAUAAGCUACUGAAAUAAAAUAGUUUCUGUAUGUAAGUAACAUGUGACUUGAAAUCAACAGAAGACUGUGUUAUUCUGGGUCUCUUUUAUAGAUGCUGUUGUUCCGAUAUUUCAAUUAGUUUCAAAUAAAAAACCCCAAAUGAAAACAAAAUUGAUUCUUCUUUCUGUCCUGGUAGCAGCUGUUUCCUCUCUAGUUAUGAUCAAUGUGUGUUACUAGAAAAAAAAUAUGUGGAAAAGAUCAGUCUUAGAUGAUUAAUUUCCUCAUAAUUCUUAGUCUCCUGCCUGUUGUGAAUGGAUCCACAACUGCCUUAGACCUCGGGCUCCUUAUUCCCUGUAACAAAGCUUUCCCCUUCCUCUAACCUUUACAGCAAGAAAAGGAAAUGAAGGACAGUAUCAAGGAAAAAGAGAGAACAAAGGAAAUGUAAUUCCUCUGGUGCCUCCUGUCUCAGAGGGCCCUAAGAACAAAAUGAACAAAAGCAAUAGGAAGGAGACUAUUUCUUCCUCACUCCUGUCACCACCGUUUCGCAGUUUUGCUUCUUUCUCUACUCUGCAUGCAGUGGGGCACUGGUCUGCAUCAGCAGACUCUCAAUGAGGUAAGCCUCACACGUCCUUGUUGGUCUUCUGAGUAAAUCAGGUACCACAGGGGUAGGUACUUAAUGAAAACUGAAGACUGGAAGCAUGUAAGUGUAGUUGAGGAGACACUGAAGCUUAAAGAAUUGUAGUAAAUUUUAUGAUACAAUAAUCUUGACUGUCACUGCCCAGGUUAACUUUAACAGGUAGGAAAAGUAGAAGAAAUAAGUAUUUUGUUUACAAACUGAGGAAAAAUAGAACUGUGAAAACAGGUGUUGGCAAUGUGGAGUUCCUCAAUACUUUUUCAGUUGUUUUCUCGAGAAGAGAGUAUUGUAAGUGUUUUGUGAGUUUUUGUGUGUACUGAAAAUGAUGGUGCCUGGGUAAGUGGCCUUUGUUCCAGUACAAUCCUUGGCUUUCUGCUGUGUUUCUUAGUUCAAGGACAUUGAUGUGUUUUUGUGUAGCUGGAAACGCUUCAAGGAGGUACUCACUUCCCUGAGUUUACAAGGAUCAAAAUGCUGGCUUUAAUAAAUAAAUACAGUUUUAUUUGUUCUGCUUCUCAGAAAUGGGAAACAGCACAAAAUUUUCUGCCCUUGUCUUGUAACUUGGAAAUGUAUGAUCUUAUCCUUUCAGUUGAAAGUCAGAAUUCUGGUUUCCAGCGGUAAGGAAUUAAUUUCUAGUUUCCGUUCUUAUAUAUUAUGCAAAUGAACAAGUUUCUAAUAGUUCAGAAAACAAUUCCGGUGUGGCUCAUUGUCUUGCAGUGAUUUUGAAUUAUAGGUACUCUUAACACUGGCCACCAAAAUGCUGUGGAGACUUUAGGAUGUUUCCUUUUGAUACUAGAAGUAAUUUUGAUGAAGAGGUAAUUCCCAGGGUUUCUACUAACAUGUUUUUAUUUUGAGGACUAGAACUAGAGGAAUUUUCAGUCUUGGAAAGCUUAUAGUUUUUUCUAAACUGGCAGGCAAAGUAGUUGCAAAAAUAGGACUCUGUGUAUAGCAGGCUCCCUUGUGUUCUUGAUGUUGGAAGGAGAAGAAUGCAAAUGAGUAAAGAAAUAAAAUACACUGUCCCCUUAUAGUUGAUGCUCUUUUAUGUUUUGUUAUUCUGACUUUGUGCCACUUGUUAGUGGAAAACUUUUAUCUGCAAGCAGCACCUCUAGUUCAGAGAUCUCAUGCUUUUCCUUUGCUGUGUUCUCAGUUUUGUUUCUUUUGACUUUUGGGGAGCUUGGGAAAAGGAGAGACAUCUGUUGAGUGAGUGCCCAUGGAGUUUGCUCUUUUCUUUACUAGUGAGAUGAUUAUUUCCUUUCACUAGAGAAGUGUUUCCUCCUUCAGUGCCAUUAUAUUGCUCUCUCAGUGCAGUGUGGUGCUGACUAUAUAUUGUGCCCCUCUGUGUUGGUGGGUUUGCGUGUCUUUCUCACUCCACAUCUGCUUUACAGUAUCAGGUUAUCUUUCUGAGUCAGACUUCUCACUUCUCCGUGCUUGUUCCUGCUUUUUUUUCCAUGUAUUCCUAAUGUUGGGUACAUGCACCACAGCUGUGGCUGGUCCUUCUGGACCAUGAAGUGCUAUGAAUUUUUACUGUUCCAGCAAACGAUACUGUGCUAGCAUGUGUGAAGGGGAUGGUAGGGAGCCCUUCCCUCCUUCACCCUCAUUCUUAUCCUCUUACUCCCUUUGCUACAUCUGGCAGUGCCAUUCCCUGUCUGCAUGUUUAUAAUGUGCAGAGUAAUUUUAGGCAAGGACGAAUUUCUGCCAUAUGUUCAUGUCCUUCUACUAAGAUAACUGCAAUAAACAGGCUGUAGGAGUAACUUAAUUCCAAACAUCUAAUGGAUUAUGUUUAAGAUUAGAAUAAAAAACUGUACCUAUGAUAACUUUGUGAUAAUUGUGACAACAUCUUGUGUAAUUUCAUCUGUCCAAGUAACUGGCCAACAAUCAGUCUAUAAUUUCAUUGCUGCUACCUAUUUUUUUUUCUUUUUUUUUUUUUGUUCCUGCUUCCCCCUGUAAGC